AGGCAAGCCAAAGUCCGCAUACGGAUCUUUUAUCGACGGCCGCAUCGUCGAAAACUCAAGUGCCUAACAUGUUGGAUAUAGAAUCGCAGCUGGCCAAGAUGGAGGGUCUUAACGGUGUCACGGACGUCGUCGUCGGAACGGGAUCGGAUAGAUUAGAAUCGACGGGAGAUAACAGGUGCGCCGAAGAAGACGUGAAUGAGAAUCAUAAUAAAUGCCAUCACGAUAGAUCAGAUAAACUCAAGCAAUGCUGCGAACUGACUUGUGUUCUUCAAGACAACCUUAAGAAGGGAACUGGACUGUUAUCAACAUCAAAUGUGAAGCAGCAGACAGAUAAUGUAAUAAAGAGUAAAAAAGAUGAUGACGAUCUAGAACCAUUACCAGUGAGGAUGACACCUCCGCUAUACACGUACUCAAAUCCUGAAAAGAACACAAGGGUGGGAUCUGAGAGUCCCGCUGGUCUUUCGGACGAGGAUAGUAAUUCUUGCUCGACGAAUAGCAGCACGGUUCAUGGAAAGCAAAAUAAAAGUCUGCUGGAGCAGCUGCUCAUAGAAAUCCCAAACGAUCAGUCCGGUACGGGCGCGGGCGUCGGCGGCACGACGACAUCUCACUCCCCUGCCACUCGAUCGUCGAUGCGUACCCGUAAUGCCCUCAACAAGUUAGGCAGUCCGGCAGACGAACUGAACUCGCCUCCUAUAGGUCGGCCUGCGCGAUACCACGCCUCCGCUCAGCCAGCGCCAACCGCCAAGCGGAAACGCAACGAAUCGGAUGGCUCGGCGCACGGAGGAGGAGGGGCUAUGACCGCUGAGACUGAAGGCGGUAAGAAGAAGGUGGCGCGAAAGGCCGCCUUGCAGGCCAACGUUGGGGCGGCAGGGUCGGAACAUCAGGACCAUACGGGGGUCAAGACUAGGCAUCAUGACGGUGGCAGUGCGGCUGGGAAGGUGGCGAUGGCUGUUAAUAGUGUUAAGAAGACGUCGUCCACCGCUGCGUCAAAAACCCAUCAAGGCGAGAGCUCGGAUAGCGACGAGCCGCUGAUAGAGAAAGUUCGAAAGCCAUUGCAGAACAACAGCAGCACCGCAGCAGCAUUAGUUACCGCGAGCACUGCCACAGGCACGAUUAUCUCGGGCAAGCCGACGAAGACAAAGUCUACGUCGGCAGCGACUGUCGCGGCGAUGUCAUAUAACAACGCUGCGGGGGCGGCAGCGACGACGGGCGGCACGCAGAUGAACACCAGGCGGUCCAACCGGGCGGUGAAGACGCGGAGCAAGGAUGCCAGAUUGCAUGACAAAACGGAGGCAGCGAUCGUGGAUGCGGGGGCUAGCGCCGUGGGAACCACAGCGACAGCCGGCGCUGCAAACGCUGCAACCAUCAGAAGGAAGACCAGAAGCGCAGCGCAAAUGUUAGCCAAGGGGCAGGUUUCUAUGUGACGC
Acanthoscelides obtectus is the source of this 1427-nucleotide messenger RNA. The record is from the annotation of a GenBank genome assembly. NCBI's taxonomy places the organism in Eukaryota, Metazoa, Arthropoda, Insecta, Coleoptera, Chrysomelidae.